Molecule: messenger RNA, 1791 nt
Organism: Lathyrus sativus (Indian pea)
Lineage: Eukaryota; Viridiplantae; Streptophyta; Magnoliopsida; Fabales; Fabaceae
Source: the annotation of a GenBank genome assembly
AUGAAAACCGAAACAGCCAUGGCAGAAGAAACCAAAGAACUCGAAGACAAAACUUUCGAAGAUCUAGGGUUAGACUCACGCCUCAUUCGCGCCUUAUUGAAGAAAAAAAUCGCGAAGCCUACUCCAAUUCAAGAGCACGCGAUUCCACAUAUUCUGGAAGGUAAAGACGUCGUUGCUCGAGCCAAAACAGGUUCCGGGAAAACCCUUGCGUACCUUCUCCCUUUGCUUCAGAAGCUCUUUACUAGUAACGUUGAUAGGAAGAAGCUAGCACCUAAUGUUAUUAUUCUCGUCCCAACUACUGAGCUCUGUCAACAGAUAUGUGUGGAGGUUAAGUCACUCCUUGAGUUAUGCAAAGUUCAGCUGAAAGUUGUGCAGUUGAAUGGCAAAAUGCUUGCUACUGACUUGCAAGCAGCACUGGUUGGACCUCCUGAUGUUUUGAUUUCCACUCCUGCUUGCAUAGCUAAGUGUUUGUCCAACUCAAUACUUCUGCCAGCAUCCAUUAAUGACUCCCUUGAAACUCUAGUUCUUGAUGAGGCAGAUCUUCUAUUAUCAUAUGGGUAUGAAAAUGACAUAAAAGCUUUAACACCUCACAUACCCAGAAGUUGCCAGUGUCUUCUUAUGUCUGCAACAUUAAGUGCCGAUGUUGACAAACUAAAAAAUUUGAUUUUACACAACGCUAUAGUAUUGACUUUGGCCGAAAAGGAAAACCAUAAGGAUGAGGUCAUCCCUAAAAAUGUUCAGCAGUUCUGGAUCUCUUGUCCUGCUAAUGAUAAGUUGCUCUACAUCCUUGCUAUGUUGAAGUUGGAGUUAGUCCAAAAGAAAGUUUUGAUAUUCACUAAUAACAUAGAUACAAGUUUCAGAUUGAGACUUUUCUUGGAAAAGUUUGGGAUCAAGUCUGCUGUUUUAAAUGCUGAAUUGCCUCAAAAUUCCCGUCUACAUAUUCUCGAGGAAUUCAAUGCGGGCCUAUUUGAUUAUCUAAUUGCAGCAGAUAUCAGCCAGUCAACUGAGAAGGAUGAAGCACCCAAGGAAAAUGUUGUUGGAUCGCGAAAGUCUAGAAAACAUGCAAAGCUAAAAUUAGAUUCUGAAUUUGGAGUAGUAAGGGGAAUUGACUUUAAAAAUGUAUACACGGUUAUAAACUUUGAAAUGCCUCGCAGUGUGGCAGGAUACGUACAUCGAAUUGGACGUACUGGAAGAGCAUACAGUUCCGGUGCUUCUAUUACCUUGGUUUCUUCAGAUGAGAUGGAUACCUUUGAAGAAGUAAGAUCUUUUGUUGGGGACGAUGAAAACAACGUCGGCUCACCCUUGAUUGCCGAGUUUCCCUUACUCACCAAGAAUGCUGUAGAAUCUUUACGGUACAGGGCUGAGGAUGUUGCAAAGAGUGUUACUAAAAUUGCUGUUCGGGAAUCACGAGCCCAGGAUUUGAGAAAUGAGAUUUUGAACUCUGAAAAGUUGAAGUCCCACUUUGAAACUAAUCCAAGAGACUUAGCUCUAUUGAAACAUGACAAAGUUUUGAGCAAGAACGCCCCUCCUCCACAUCUUAGAGAUGUCCCAGACUACCUAAUAGACAAAACAACAAAAGAGGCAAGGGAAAUAGUUAAGCUUACAAGAGAUGCAAUGGGAAAUAAUAAUCGCCGACGGGGUUCCAAGAGAAAAUCAAGAAAAGGCGGUGACCCUCUGAUGGCCAUCUCUACUGGGGUAUCAAAAAGACCACACAAAGGUUUUAAAAAGGAAGGCGCAAGCAAUGGCAAAAACAGUGAUAGACAAAAACACAAAAAGGCAAAGGCAUUUUGA